Molecule: messenger RNA, 1365 nt
Organism: Lodderomyces parapsilosis
Lineage: Eukaryota; Fungi; Ascomycota; Pichiomycetes; Serinales; Debaryomycetaceae
Gene: CDS1
Product: phosphatidate cytidylyltransferase
Exons: 1
Coding region: 1-1365 (454 amino acids)
Cellular component (GO): endoplasmic reticulum membrane
Molecular function (GO): phosphatidate cytidylyltransferase activity
Source: RefSeq, a predicted model, not a curated record
AUGAGCAAAAACGAUAGUAUUAACAACAAACGGACCGAUGUUGAUGUCGAUGCGCAUGCGCAUUCCGAUGCUGCUUCGAUAAAGACACCAGCUACUUCCGCAUCAAUAACUCCAUCCAUUUCCAAAAAUGAAAAUGAUGGUAAAACUUCCAAAAACGAACCAGUGGUGAAUGAAAAAGAGAAAAAGAAGCAAGCAUUUGUAACAAGAACAAUCUGGACAUUUGUCAUGAUUGCCGGUUUUUUCGUUGUUUUGGCAUCGGGUCAUUUACCCAUCAUCAUCAUGGUUUUGAUAUUCCAGCUCUUGACAUUUAAAGAGAUUAUUGCAUUAACUUCAGAGCCAGCAAGGGAUAAAAAGAUUCCUUACAAUAGAUCGCUAAAUUGGUACUUCUUAAUUGCUACUUGGUAUUAUUUGGAUUUCCCAUCAUUUGUUGAUUUCUUUCAAGAAGAAAUCUUUUCCAAUAAGUUUCUUACAUUGCUUGUUUUAAACCACAAGAUUGUCAGUUAUUCAUUAUACAUGGCAGGGUUUAUAUUUUUCGUUUGGACUUUGAAAAAAGGAUAUUACAAGUUUCAAUUUGCUCAAUUGUGUGUUACCCACAUGACCUUAUUGUUGGUUGUUUUCCAAGCCCAUCUUAUUAUUGGAAAUAUACUAAAUGGUAUUUUCUGGUUCUUUUUGCCAUCGGCGUUGGUCAUUGUCAAUGAUAUUUUUGCUUAUAUUUGUGGAAUCACAUUUGGAAGGACUCAAUUGAUUGAAAUCUCACCGAAAAAAACUGUCGAAGGAUUUGUUGGUGCUUGGAUAUGUACUGGCGUUGCUGCUGUUAUUGGGUCACUUAUAUUGUCCAAAUCUGAUUAUUUAAUUUGUCCAGCACAAAACUUGUCGACUCAUUUGUACAAUUAUCCAAGUUGUGAACCAAAUCCCGUGUUUAUCCCCCAAGUUUACCAAUUGCCACAAAACAUUAUUGAUUUGUUUGGUGGUAAUAUUGAACUCAUUACUUUUAAACCGGUUUAUUUCCAUGCUGCUAUUCUUGCCACAUUUGCAUCACUAAUUGCUCCAUUUGGUGGGUUCUUUGCCAGUGGGUUAAAGAGAGCAUUUGGUAUUAAAGAUUUUGGUGAUACAAUCCCAGGUCAUGGUGGUAUUACUGAUAGAUUUGAUUGUCAAUUUUUGAUGGGGUCAUUCACUUAUUUAUAUUACCAAACAUUUAUUAGCAAUCACAAUAUGAAUUUGGGUAAGGUUCUACAAAUGGCCAUUAUCAACUUGAGCGCACCGCAGUUGAUUCAAUUGAUUAAAAGCAUUUUGAGGUAUUUGAAUAGAGAAGGUGUCGUUGAUAAUGACAAGUUACAAUCAAUUGUUGACAUAUUAACCAACUGA